Messenger RNA from Acanthamoeba castellanii str. Neff, 1509 nucleotides. RefSeq names its product Adenylate kinase. The record is from RefSeq and is a predicted model, not a curated record. Gene Ontology annotation, molecular function: mRNA guanylyltransferase activity; ATP binding; AMP kinase activity. NCBI's taxonomy places the organism in Eukaryota, Discosea, Longamoebia, Acanthamoebidae. Bases 1 to 1509 code for a protein of 502 amino acids. Gene Ontology annotation, biological process: 7-methylguanosine mRNA capping. The transcript is spliced from 7 exons. Gene Ontology annotation, cellular component: cytoplasm.
AUGCGCUGCACCGGACCGCCCGGCGCAGGCAAGGGCUCGCAGUGUCGCCGUUUGGCGGAGCAGUACAACCUCGAGCACAUCUCCUGCGGCGAACUCAUGCGUCACCAGAAGGCCAUGGGCACGAUGCUGGGCCAGUACCUGGACGACCACUGGCAGCUGCACAAGCUGUCGGCCAUCGCCACCGAUCUCGUGGUCCACACCAUCAAGAAGGCCCAGGCCAGCGGCAAGGGGUUCAUCCUCGACGGCUCCCCUCGCACCCCGCGCGAGGCCGAAAUGUUGGCGAUGGCGUUCACAGCGAACGGGAUCGGGCUGGACGGCGUGAUCGAGCUGGUGGUGAGCGAGGAGGUGGCCACCCGGCGCCUGCUCGCGCGCCGCGUCCACCAGCCCUCCGGCCGCAUCUACAACCUCGGCACCUGCCCUCCCCAGAAACCCGGAGUCGACGACGUCACGGGCGAAGAGCUGACCCAGCGCGCCGACGAUCUCACGGCCCAGGGCAUCGAGGUGCGGUUCCGGGCCUACGAUGCCUACGGCGCGCAGGUCCACAGCUUCUUCGAGAAGCCCGAGUCGGGCGUUCCCCUCUACUUUAAGGUGGACGCCGGCGUGGACGACCUCGACGCCGUCCACGCCGAGCUCCAGCGGGUCGUGGCCCCGCUUGUCGACAUCAAUUCCAAGCGCUCGGUCUUCAGCUUUGUCCGCGGCGGCGACGAAGACAAGGCCGACCUGGACGACCGCGACAGCGAGAAGGCCACCACCGCCGGCAUGGCCGGCGGCCAACGCGUCGGCGCCGCUGACUCUGCGGUCAUUCUCCAACAGAUCAAGUUGUUGGUGCGCAGCAGUAAGCCGGCGUCGCGCUUCCCGGGCAGCCACCCGGUGGCGUUGACCAGCAAGAACAUCAAGCAGCUCCUGGAUGAUGACUACCGUGUGGCGCCCAAGAUCGACGGCGAGCGCCGCUUCCUGGCCCUGCUCGACGAGCGCCUGUACCUCAUCGACCGCCGCAUGCGCGUCGAGCUCUUCCCGGCCAUCCGCUUCCCCGCGCGCUACAACCGCACCAUCUUCGACGGCGAGGUCGUGGCCGUCGAUCAGCCGCCCACGGCCGAGGGCAAGAACGAAAACGAAAACGAAAGCGACAACGACAACGAAAACGAAAACGAAAGCGAAGCGACGAGGCGGUGGUAUUUCGUUAUCUUUGACGUGGUGUGUGCCGAGGGCGAGUAUGUGUGCCACAUGCCGCUGCACGAGCGGCUCAACCUGGCCAAGCCCGUCAUCGAGUCGGUCGAGGCCGCCCCGUUCGAGCUCACCUUCCAGGACUACCACCCGCUCGACCGCAUCCACGCCGUCUUCCGCCAGCAGCGCCUCCACCACGUCGGCGGCGGCCAAGGCGACGAAACCGAAGCCGAGGCCGGCAAAAACGAAAAAGAGAAGAGUGACGAUGACGACGGCGAAGAAGACGAUGACGACAACGCCAGCUUCUUCCCGACCGACGGUCUCCUCUUCGCUGGGGUACUGUGA